This is a messenger RNA of Aureobasidium subglaciale EXF-2481, 396 nucleotides long. RefSeq lists its product as uncharacterized. NCBI's taxonomy places the organism in Eukaryota, Fungi, Ascomycota, Dothideomycetes, Dothideales, Saccotheciaceae. The coding region runs from base 1 to 396 and encodes 131 amino acids. The record is from RefSeq and is a predicted model, not a curated record. The transcript has 2 exons.
AUGGCCGAAGUCUUUGGUGUCGUCAGCGGUGCUGUCGGCGUUGCUAGGUUCGCGUUUCAGAUUGCCGACGGCAUCAGAAAGCUAGGCGACUUCUGUCAAGCCGUCAAAGAUACUACCAUCGACUUACGAGAUCCCAUCUCGGAAUUGAUCGAUCUCGCUGAGCUGUACAAAGAAAUAGAAAGGUCGAAACGCAAUCUCAAGGACUUGCAGACCUUGCUCUCGGAUGUGGAAGCUGAAGCCAGAAAACGACAGACAAUAGGUUCUGUCAAGGCGGUGCUGAAGAAAGAGACGUUUGCCAAAGUUCAGAAGCGCGUAGAGAGAUUUAAGGACGCACCCCAGCUUUCGUACAUGGUGUACUACAAGCGAGUAACCUAUACGUUUAUCCGACUAAGCUAG